Messenger RNA from Salvelinus sp. IW2-2015, 3730 nucleotides. RefSeq names its product echinoderm microtubule-associated protein-like 3. Gene Ontology annotation, cellular component: mitotic spindle. Gene Ontology annotation, biological process: microtubule cytoskeleton organization. The record is from RefSeq and is a predicted model, not a curated record. Gene Ontology annotation, molecular function: microtubule binding. NCBI's taxonomy places the organism in Eukaryota, Metazoa, Chordata, Actinopteri, Salmoniformes, Salmonidae.
GUUGAACAGAACUUUUGGAUGACAGGAGGUAUAACUCAAAAGAAACAACUUCAGCGCGAGCUCCCGGGUGUGAUUUCUGACACCCUCCGGGGUCGAGCAGCAGCAUGGAAAAUACACCCCAAAACAAACUCCACUCCUAGAAGACAGUAAAUAACUUCUGGGCAAUCAGUCAUGGAUGGUUCUACGAAUAGCCUAGAUGACGUGUCCGGCAGCAGCGCUGAGUACCCAGACCGUGUGUCCAUGAUGGAGGGGCGUCUGCAGUCGCAGGAAGAUGAGAUCACGCUGCUGAAGUCAUCACUGGCCGACGCYCUACGCAGGCUCCGCCUCCACGACCAGUUGAUCCCCCUGCUUAAACAGCAGAUCAUCGCAGUAAACCCUGCAGCCUCCCGUGUCCUGAACCAGGUUUACUGCUCUGACGGUUUCUCCAGCUCCKGUAAACUGUCCUCCAGCUCAGCCCUGGACAGCCCCCGCCACCCUGCCACCAGAAGUCCAUCAGCUCAACCCUGCCACACCAUGGAAACUAAGAGAGCUCGCAGGAACAGUGAGAAACUGGUGAAGGACCCCCAGGAGAAGACAAAGAAGCUGCUGGACAAAAAGGCGGCAUCCUCGGCCAACCUACUUAACAGAUCCCCCAGUCUGGAGAGCCGGACCAAGGAUCUUAUCGCCAGAGCAGGAUCUCCCGGGUCCAGACGAGGAACCCAAGGUCAAUCAAUCAAGAUGUUCAUCCGUGGUCGACCAAUCACCAUGUAUGUCCCCUCCAACAUCCAGAACUACGAGGACCUYAGGAUGGAGCCACCUGUAGAGAAACUGGAACUCGAUUGGGUUUACGGUUACCGAGGACGGGACUGCCGGGCCAACCUGUACCUGCUGUCGUCGGGUGAGGCGGUGUACUUCAUCGCCUGUGUGGUGGUGUUGUACCACAUCAACAACCGCACACAGCGCCACUACCGCAAACARACCGACUGUGUCCGCUGUCUGACCAUCCAUCCAGACAAGGUACGGGUGGCAUCAGGACAGACGGCGGGGGUGGACAAGGAUGGAAAGCCCCUGCAGCCUUAUGUCCAUAUCUGGGAUUCCUCCACACUGAUCACCCUACAACAGAUAGGACUGGGCACCUUUGAGAGAGGUGUAGGGUCUGUGGCUUUCUCCUUUGCAGACGCUGGAGCCUUCCUCUGUGUGAUUGAUGACUCCAAUGAACACAUGCUGUCUGUGUGGGACUGUGCCAAAGGAACCAAGCACACAGAGGUUAAGAGCACCAACGAGGCAGUGUUUGCAGUGGAGUUCAACCCCAGCGACAGCACCAACAUUAUCACUUGUGGAAAGUCUCACAUCUAUUUCUGGACCCUGAGUGCAGSCUCACUCACCAAGAAACAGGGCAUCUUCGGGAAAUACAAGAAACCCAAGUUCAUCCAGUGCUUCCUGUUUAGCCUGACGGGAGACGUGCUGACCGGGGACUCCGAGGGGAACAUCCUGACAUGGGGCAAAUCACCCGGCGACGUCAAGACACUGGGGAAAGGAGCCAAAGAGACGUUCCAGAUCAUGCGUCAGACYCGGGCCCARGACGGCAGUGUGUUUACGCUGUGUAUGCUGCAGGGGGGCGCUCUCCUCAGCGGCGGGGGCAAAGACCGCAAGAUCAUCCGCUGGAGUGCAGACCUGGCYCCCGAGAGAGAGUGUGAGAUUCCAGAAAAGUUUGGUGCGGUCCGUUGCAUCACAGAUGUAAACGGGGAAGAGGUGUUGGUUGGUACCACCCGAAAUGCCAUCCUGAGGGGCACUUUCUCUGAUGGCUUCGUGGCCAUAGUGCAGGGUCAUGUGGAUGAGAUGUGGGGUUUGGCUACUCACCCCUCUCAGGAUAUCUUCCUCACCUGUGGACAUGACAGACAGGUGUGUGUGUGGAACACAGCGGAGCACAAACUGGACUGGUGCACCACGCUGGAGGAGUAUGGGCUGUGUGCAGACUUCUGUCCUAAUGGGGCCGUGGUGACUGUUGGGCUCAGCACAGGCAGAUGGCUGGUUCUUGACCUGCAGACCAAAGAGGUGAUCUCAGACUACACCGACGGGAAUGAACAGCUGUCCGUCAUGAGAUAUUCACCAGACGGUAGCUUUUUGGCRGUGGGUUCCCAUGACAACUUCAUCUACGUCUACAACGUCACCGAGAGUGGACGGCGCUACUCCCGCUACGGAAAGUGCAAUGGUCACUCCAGCUUCAUCACUCACCUUGAUUGGUCCAAAGAUGGGAAGUACAUUAUGUCCAAUUCGGGCGACUACGAAAUCCUUUACUGGGACGUUGCUGGAGGUUGCAAACUGUUGAGGAACCGCUAUGAGAGCAAAGACCGAGAAUGGGCGUCCUACACCUGCGUACUGGGCUUCCACGUCAUGGGUGUGUGGUUGGAAGGUUCCGACGGUACAGACAUCAACGCCCUCUGUCGCUCCCACAGUGAGAGGGUGGUAGCGGUGGCUGAUGACUUCUGUAAAGUCCACCUCUUCCAGUAUCCCUGCCCAAAACCCAAGGCCCCAAACCACAGUUAUGAGGGCCACGGCAGUCACGUGACCAAUGUGCGCUUCACCCACUGUGACAGUCACUUGCUCUCUAUGGGUGGCAAGGACACCUGUAUCCUCCAGUGGGAGGUCAAGAGAGCAGGAACAGGGGAUGGUGGAGACCGCCUACACUCUGCAUCCUUCGCCAGUUCCCCAGAACCUUAAAGGAGGGAAAGAGACAUUAAGAGAAAAUCAAAUCACAUUUUAUUGGUCACAUGCYCCAAAUACAACAGGUGAAGAAGACCUUACCGUGAAAUGCUUACAWACAAGUCUUUAACCAGUUCUACCUAAAUAGAGUUAAGAAAAUAUUGACUAAAUAAACUAAAGUAAAACAUUAAAAAGCAACACAAUAAAAUAACAAUAACGAGGCUAUAUACAUGGUACCAAGUCAAUGUGUGGGGGUACAGCUUAGUCAAAGUAAUUUGCACAUGUAGGUAMGGGUAAAGACAGAGAGUGAUAGAGAAGCAGAAGGGAGAGACAUUUUUACAGAGUGGGGAGUAACGUAGACAGAGAGGGAACUGGCUGGCCCUUGUAUAUCAUCAGUACAAAAGUUGUAAGGUCAGCCAAGGACCUGUGGUGUAUUGCUUCAUCGGAUUCUUACAGUACAGAAGGCUUUGGAUUCCAUAGGAUUCUCUUUUCAAGCAUGAUGAAGUUUUGUUUUUACAGAUAUUAGACCCACAUGAUGAAAUGGAAACGUUACUACAUCUGGGCACAAUCUACUUCUCAAUUUCAGUUACAUUCCUAGUCUGACAUUUGAAAAAGGUCAAGCUUUCAAAUCAACUGCCUGUUUGACUGCCAUCAUCAACUGACGACAAAGGGAUCAAUUGUUGAGAACAUUCCAAAAUAUCCCAUUUUGUUUACCAUACAAGCGUACCGUAGUGGUGUUUUAUGGUUAUUCUCUUGUCAGAAAAGUAAUAUCAUAUAUAUUUUGCUUUAUUGCUAUCUCUAGGAAUAUUGACCUCUUUUGUGCUUCAAACGUUUGCAUUUUGCUAGACGGUGACAAUCUUUCAAGUGCAUUUACUCAUUAGUUUCAACUGCAAUAUCUCCUGUAUUAGACAAAUUAAUUAAUGUGUACKUUAUUGUAGUACACUUUUGUAUUUGAUAUCUUCUGUGUUUAUUUAAAAGUACUUUUGAAUGUGUCAUCGUUUCCUAUGUCUGUAGAUAUUUCUAUCAAUAAACAAUUACAAAAAAACUA